AUGAAUUAGUAUGGAUUUAGUGAAAAAUUAUCAGAAGAAUAAAAAAGAAAAUUACAUGAAUUACAUCUCAUUUAAUAAAGAGAAUUGUCUGAAUUAAUUAGAAGACAUUAAGAGGAAUAAUUGAUGAUAUUUGAAUAAUGGAAAAAAGAAGAAUAAGAAUCUCACAAUCAAUCCAAAAAUUUUUCUAUUAAAGAUGAUAAAAACUCUAUUCUCAAUUAUAAACCUUAUACUUUAAGUUAAUAUAAACUAUUGAAAUUGUAACCUAUCUUAAGAAAUCCAGGACAAGGACUGGGUCCAACAUUAUCUAUUGAAAAAUGGUAAUAGUAAAAAGAAAAAAUGGAUAGGAUGCUUGAAUUUGCAGAGCAUGUAUCACCUUAACAUAUCUAAAGGUCAAAGCAGAGCAUAGACAUUUUAAAUAAAAAAUUUCCAAAAGUUAACCAAAACAAGUAACUGUUCGAUAAAAAGGUUUAGAAUUUGCAAGGAACAUCUUGAAACCAAUUGAACCAUCACCUAUGAGAAAAAAAUCAAUAUCAAAGAAUUCAGUCGAGAAUGAUGAAUUAUUAGAAUAUGAAUUGAGAAAUCAAUUAUUAAAAGAAUAGAUAGGUAAAAUGAAGUGA
This is a messenger RNA of Paramecium primaurelia, 617 nucleotides long. The record is from the annotation of a GenBank genome assembly. Lineage: Eukaryota; Ciliophora; Oligohymenophorea; Peniculida; Parameciidae.